Macadamia integrifolia is the source of this 905-nucleotide messenger RNA. RefSeq names its product protein disulfide isomerase pTAC5, chloroplastic. NCBI's taxonomy places the organism in Eukaryota, Viridiplantae, Streptophyta, Magnoliopsida, Proteales, Proteaceae. The coding region runs from base 157 to 585 and encodes 142 amino acids. The transcript has 4 exons. The record is from RefSeq and is a predicted model, not a curated record.
AUGGUAAGGUUAAUUUGGCCAUUCGAAUUCCCUCGAACCAAACGGUUAAAGCUUGAACUGGAAUGCUGAAGCGAAAUUUUCUGAAGGGGGUCAGCUGUCAAUUCUCCGGCGAAAUUGGACUGUGCAUAUUGUCCGAGGAAAAGGUUUGACUGAGGGAUGAGGAUGGCAACCGGAGCUGGAAGGGGAAGUCUGGUGAUGGCAGCCAAUUAUAAGUUGGACACCAUCUCCUUCGAUGGGUUUCACCGGAAUCCAAAUCAUUUGCAGCGUCGUCUCUCCGCUUCCAAUCCCUCCUGGGUCAUCAGAACUGAGUCAAAUGUUAGAAAAGAACAACGUAAAAAUCCAGAUCCACCUUGUAUUGUCUGUGGAGGAAGUGGAAGAGUCAAGUGCCACCACUGUCAGGGAAGAGGCAGGACGAACUUUGUACAUCUAGCGAUGCUUCCAAAAGGGGAGUGGCCGAAAUGGUGUAGGACUUGUGGUGGAAGUGGACUUGGUUUUUGCUCUCGUUGUCUGGGAACCGGGGAAUUCAGGGAUAUCAUUGGCUUCCAUUUCAUGAAGAUGAACAAAGAUCGGACGCAAGAUUCAUAGCUGGAACUUCAGUAACAAGAAAGACCAUGGGACAGCAUGCACUUUCAUGCCUUCAUUGUGACUAUGUAAAUCUUGUUUUGAAGGUGGUUUUACGUAUGAUUUCAUUUUAUGGCGGUUGAUAUGUAAUUUGUUAAUCAAUAGUUUGUUCAAAUUGAAAGUAGAUUUGAUGGUGAAUUCUUAGAUUGAUAUAUAGCAGGCUCCAAAAUGAACAGAGUAACCAUUGUGCUUGUCAGGUAUAAGUUGUAAAGGACUACUAACCAAUAGAGCCUCAAAAAUAGUUUGUAAUUAUUAUUUGAAGCUGAGUUCUGCCUUGUUAAUCA